CGCUCCAGUCCCUCACAUCACACUAACCAGACCAGACCCAGAUCUAAAUCAGGACCAGACCAGGACCAGACCAGGACCAGACCAGGACCAGACCAGGACCAGACCAGGACCAGACCAGGACCAGACCAGGACCAGACCAGGACUAGGCCAGGACUAGACCAGGACCAGACCAGGACUGGACUGAAGACCUACUUUCAGAGGAGUCAUGCUGUUCAAGAUCAUUGUGGACAAAGCCAAGAAGCACCCGGGCCUCGUGCCACAGGUUUUCUUCAUCUGCUUGGGGAUGGGUGGAGCUUUUGUCUACCUGCUCCGAUUGGCCAAGGGACCCCAUGUGACAUGGAACAAGACCAAGAACCCUGAGCCCUGGAACAAGCUGGACCCUACGUAUCAGUACAAGUUCAUGGCCAUCACCACAGACUACAAGAACCUGAAGAAGGAAGGGCCCGACUUCUGAGCAAGUCCCAAGCAUUACAGAUGUCCCCAGAGACAUGUCCUUCAUCUGUCCACUGUGUGUCUCUGACCUGGCCACUGUGAGACAUAGCUCUGACCUGUCCACUGUGAGACAUAGCUCUGACCUGUCCACUGUGAGACAUGUCUAUGAACUGUCCAACAUGAGACGUGUCUGUAAACCUGACCUUGACCAUGUCUCAGAUCUGGACAUGUCCCUGGAUGCAGCACUAUGGUUGUUCCCUGCUCUGGAGGAUGUCCCAUUAAAGGACAGGUCAAAUAUUAAAGCGGUCUGUCCUGUGCUUCUGUCCCUGUCACUUUGAGACUUGUUGGACCAAAAUAGAAGUUUUAUGUAUUGUGUGUAUUGUUCAGUAUCAUAUAGUUGAAUGACGGAGUUGUACAUGUUUUUAUUGUGUCAUAAUGAUCAUAAUGGAAGAAAUGUGUUUAAGUCGUGGAAGAAUGUGUGAAAAUAACCAAAC
Molecule: messenger RNA, 926 nt
Organism: Periophthalmus magnuspinnatus
Lineage: Eukaryota; Metazoa; Chordata; Actinopteri; Gobiiformes; Gobiidae
Gene: ndufa4l2a
Product: NDUFA4 mitochondrial complex associated like 2a
Exons: 4
Coding region: 206-454 (82 amino acids)
Source: RefSeq, a predicted model, not a curated record